Astyanax mexicanus (Mexican tetra) is the source of this 741-nucleotide messenger RNA. RefSeq lists its product as uncharacterized. The record is from RefSeq and is a predicted model, not a curated record. The transcript has 5 exons. Bases 2 to 724 code for a protein of 240 amino acids. Gene Ontology annotation, biological process: response to bacterium. NCBI's taxonomy places the organism in Eukaryota, Metazoa, Chordata, Actinopteri, Characiformes, Acestrorhamphidae.
UAUGUGUGUGUGUGUGUGUGUGUGUGUGUGUGUGUGUGUUACAGGUCUGCUGGCAGUGAGUGUGUGUUCUCAGGUUGGUGUAAGUGUGGAGGUAGUAGCUGGUGAUAAUAUCACUCUCUGGUGUCGGCACGACCCGAUUAAAUCAGAUUUUUUAUUCUGGUAUAAACACACAGUCAGUUCUGCUCCGGAGCUUCUGGGUUGUAAACAGUUUAAAUUAUCGAGUCCACCAGCAGCGUGUUAUUUCUUUACUGAAAGUUCAGGAGCUGAGAUGUCUGUGAACUCCAGGAACACGACUCUCAGACUGACUGCAGUAAAUCACACUCACUCAGGCCUGUAUUACUGCAGCUUCAAGCAGAACGACCGCAUGAUCUUCAGCAACACCACACUUCUGCACAUUAGAGAGAGAAAUGACACCCUUUCUAAGAACUUGGACAGAGGAGAAGGUCUUCUCCAGGACUAUGCUUUCUGUGAUGUGUUCUUCAAGCUGACCCUGGUCUUCAGUGCUGUAUGUGUGAUUCUAGUCAGUUCUCUGAUCUUCAUUAUACUGUGGAAAAGAACAAGAAACCCAGGUUUUAAAUCUCAAAAACAGGAGAAUAAGGAGCAGGAUGAUGACUCAGUGAACUAUGCUGCUCUAAACUUCUCCAAUAAGAAGAAUAGGAGAGCAGGGAGACCUGCAGACACGAACAUAGAUCCCCAUAUUGUGUAUUCCUCUGUUAGACAGUAGAGUAAAGAGUACCAGAG